This is a messenger RNA of Stylonychia lemnae, 2487 nucleotides long. The record is from the annotation of a GenBank genome assembly. NCBI's taxonomy places the organism in Eukaryota, Ciliophora, Spirotrichea, Sporadotrichida, Oxytrichidae.
AUGGGAGCUCAAGCAUCCGCAUGCUGUGUUUGUAGAGAAAAGGGGCCAUUACCCAGUGAUGUAUAUGAUCUAGAAAAUUUGAAACUUCAACAUUUCAGCAGUACUCAAGCCAAUAAUGUUGCCGUCAAUUUAAAUCACUAUAAAAAUGUCAGGGAAGUCUAGGAUGAAACUCUCCCAGAGGUGAGUCACCUGGAUUUACCGAAUGAGUCUGUAUAUUUGAACUAUAAUUCAAUUAACGACAGUAAAAUGCAAAAAAAGAGUGAGGAUAAACUUUAAAGUAGCAGUAACUCACAGCGUCAAGAAUCUCACCUUGAUUUGGACACAAUGGAGUAGAGCCAGAAUAACUGGGUCUAUAAUUCCUUUCAAGCUCGAGUGAGAGCCAUGGUAUAAUAAUAUAAGUUAAGAAAGUUGGAAAACAAUAAUAAUGUGUCUCAAGUACCAGCGAUAGUCCUUCGCAAAGACGAUUCUAAGAAUCCCUACCGCGGUAAAAUCAAAGUCAAGCGUAGCCAGAGGAAAAUUCAGGAUAUUCAGAAAGAAUUAUUCAUAGAAUUUUAGAAGGAUUUUGAGUACCAUGAUUAUGAUAAAGUCAGGGUCCGAGCAGGCAAAUCAAGCAUCUCAUCAUCAGAGGAUGAUGAGUGCAAGGAAUAAUACAAUGAGAAUAGACUCCUUGGACACUACGAUGAUCUCAAGGAAGUUCGAGCAAUUGCACCUAAAUAAUAGCAUACUUAAAUGGGAGCUACAUUUUCUAACUGCUGCAUGUCUAGAGACAAAGAGGACAUAGCUGCAAGAAUGAGUGAAAAUUAUCAAAAAUAGUAAUCUUUAAAAAGUAAUAUUUUCAAAAAAUUUGAACCAAAUUUAGAGCUAAAAGAGGAGAAAAUUACGGAAUAGGGCAAUGAUCAUUAAGAUAGAAACUUCGAACACACUCGAACUUCAUCUUCUUUUUCUGAUAACUUUCCAAACUCUGGAAGGAAAAAUUACUCAAAAGAUUAUAAUAGUUUUGAGUCAAACAUUUCUGAUUAGUAAAAUAAUCCUAGAGCAAAUCCACAUCAUUAUAAUGAGAUAAAUGGAGUGAAGAGUUCUUAGGAAUUACAAAAACCCUUACAGAAAUAUGCAACUAAUGUAAUCAUCUAAGAAGAAUAAGAUCACAACAGCAAUUACGACUCAGAUCAAAGUGAUGGUGCUAUUGUAUAAAAUCCUGAUAAAACCGGUUCUAAUUUUGAUGACUCUUAAAGUAGAAGUCAUAGUUAAUACCAGGGCAGCAAAAGCUAUAUUAUUGAUGACCUAGAAUAGAGUAAUAAUUCACCUGAUCCAAAUAAGCAUGAGACCAGGAGUAGUGUGAGUGAUACCGAUAUCAUAAAAGUUCAUGAUUAUGACUCAAACUAUGAUAGUAGUAGCAAUUAUAGCCAAGGCAGAUUGAAUAGAGUAGGAACUACUAAAAUACGUAAAAUUGGGGUAGAAAGUGUGGAUGAGGAAAAUGAGAAUGAACAUGAUGAUGAUGGUAUGAUAGUUGAUACUGAUUUCAUAUAAGAUUUUAAAAAAUAAAUGACAUUCAAGAGCCAGUAAUCUGAAGGUUCUGUUAGAAUUAUACGAAGAGGUAAUAAUAAUGGAACAAUUGAUGAUGAUUCAUUUGUGGACGAUAGUUCAGGAUCUAACUACACAAACACUUCUAUCAGAGUUAAAUCAUAGUAUACAAGUAGCCAACAAUAGUCUAGCGGCUUGAGAGUUAAGUCAGGACCAAUGUCUCAUUAAAAUACUGUAACUUCAGUGAGAGUAAACGAAGACGAGCAAGAAGAAUCAGACAAUGAUAGUUCUUAUACCAAUACCUCUGUCAAGGUAGGAUCAUUCUCAAGAAGGACAUCUGUUUUAUCAAAUAACGUUGUCCAAAACUAAAGCAGGAACUUAAUUUAACCAGGCCAUAGAUCUAAUCAGAACUCUAUCCAUUAAAAAUAUUCUAACUAACUGGAAAUGAGAUCAGGCAAUUCUCAAAGAGAUAGAGUAGGAACAUAGAGAUAACUCCAAUUAAAAGGAUCUAAAAGAAAUUUUUAGUCUUAAUCAGAAGACUCAGACUCAAAUUAAAACAUGAAUUCUAACUCUGAUAGAAAUAUUCAAAUGGACUCAGAUAGAUCAAUCAAUAAAAUUGAUCAAUACUCUAACAGUCCCUCUCAAUCUUAAACAUCUAUUAGGGCAAUUAGUGACAUUCAUAAUUCUAGAAACUCUGACUAAGAGAGACCUUCAUCAUCUCAUGAUUCCGAUUCAGUUUAGAUAAGUAGCUCUGAUAUGACAGAAAAGAGUCAAAGUUCUAAAUAUGAUAGAUCAAGACAGUAAUAAAUACCUAACCAGAAGGCGAGAUAAAAUAGAGGUGGAUCUGUUAAGCAAUCUAAGGUAUAAAACAUGAGAUCCAAAUCUCCAAUUGUUAUAGAUUCGAUCUAUGAGCAAGAGGAGAGUAUGCUUGAGAGCGAGCAAACCAUAAUUAUAGAUGCUUAAUGA